AUGUUGUACGUCUCCAAGAUGGUUCCUACCUCUGAUAAGGGUCGUUUCUAUGCCUUCGGUCGUGUCUUCUCUGGUACUGUCCGUGCUGGUAUGAAGGUCCGUAUCCAAGGCCCCAACUAUGUUCCCGGUAGCAAGAACGAUCUUGCCGUCAAGUCUAUUCAACGUACCGUUCUCAUGAUGGGUCGUAACGUUGAAGCUAUUGAAGACUGUCCCGCCGGUAACAUCAUUGGUCUCGUUGGUGUCGAUCAAUUCUUGGUCAAGUCUGGUACCAUCACCACCUCCGAAGUUGCCCACAACAUGAAGGUCAUGAAGUUCUCUGUCUCUCCUGUCGUCCAAGUCGCUGUCGAAGUCAAGAACGCCAACGAUCUUCCCAAGCUCGUCGAAGGUCUCAAGCGUCUUGCCAAGUCCGACCCUUGUGUCUUGACCUACACUUCCGACUCUGGUGAACACAUCGUUGCUGGUGCUGGUGAACUCCAUCUUGAAAUCUGUUUGAAAGAUCUCGAAGAAGACCACGCUCAAGUCCCCCUCAAGGUUGGUAACCCCGUUGUCCAAUACCGUGAAACUGUCACUGCUGAAUCCAGCAUCGACUGUCUUUCCAAGUCUCCUAACAAGCAUAACCGUAUCUAUAUGCGUGCUCUUCCUUUGGCCGACGAACUCUCUGACGAAAUUGAAGCUGGUAAGAUCUCUGCCAAGGAUGAUUUCAAGUCUCGUGCUCGUGUCCUUGCCGACAAGUACGAAUGGGAUGUUACCGAAGCCCGUAAGAUCUGGUGUUUCGGUCCUGACGGCACCGGCCCCAACUUGUUGGUUGAUAUCACCAAGCAAGUCCAAUACCUCGGUGAAAUCAAGGAUUCUUGUGUCGCUGCCUUCCAAUGGGCCACCAAGGAAGGUCCUGUUGCCGAAGAAAACCUCCGUGGUUGUCGUUUCAACAUUUUGGAUGUCACUCUUCACGCUGAUGCUAUUCACCGUGGUGGUGGACAAAUCAUUCCUACUUGUCGUCGUGUAGUCUAUGCUUCCGUUCUUACCGCCUCUCCUGGUAUUCAAGAACCCGUCUACCUUGUUGAAAUCCAAUGUCCUGACUCUGCUAUCGGUGGUAUCUACUCUUGUCUCAACAAGCGUCGUGGUCAAGUCUUCUCUGAAGAACAAAAGCCUGGUACUCCUAUUGUCAACGUCAAGGCCUACUUGCCCAUUAACGAAUCUUUCGGUUUCAACGCUGAUCUUCGUUCCGCCACCUCUGGUCAAGCUUUCCCUCAAGCUGUCUUUGAUCACUGGCAACUCAUGUCCGGUAACCCCUUGGAAGCCGGUAACAAGGUCUACGACAUUGUCCGUGAUGUCCGUACCAGAAAGGGUCUUACCCCUGAUAUUCCUGGUCUUGACAAGUACUACGAUAAGCUUUAA
Rhizopus microsporus ATCC 52813 is the source of this 1395-nucleotide messenger RNA. Its product is annotated as ribosomal protein S5 domain 2-like protein. Lineage: Eukaryota; Fungi; Mucoromycota; Mucoromycetes; Mucorales; Rhizopodaceae. The coding region runs from base 1 to 1395 and encodes 464 amino acids. The transcript has a single exon. Gene Ontology annotation, cellular component: ribonucleoprotein complex; cytosol. Gene Ontology annotation, molecular function: GTPase activity; translation elongation factor activity; ribosome binding. Gene Ontology annotation, biological process: translational elongation. The record is from RefSeq and is a predicted model, not a curated record.